AACCCGGUGGUUCGAGCGUCUCUCUUCCAGUUCUCUGACGGGAUCAUGGCCGACGGAGGUCUAAUGUUGAUCGACGGAAACCAGCUCAGAGACGGCGAUCUCCGUCUCCCUCUCCCUGGCGCCACCGUCACUGGCGCCCACCUCGUGGAACUGGCGGAAUCGGAGGCCGCCGCACGCCUCUUCGGCCUCUCCCUGCCGGAGUCCCUGCGAUCCGCCGCCCUCCGGCGGAUGGCUGGAGACGUUGACAUCUUCCUCACGGAGGAGUUCAGUGACGCUGAAUCCAUGAAGCAGAAGCUCGAAGAGUACCUCGUCGCCCUUGCCGAUGAGCUAAAAGAUGAUCCUCUUGUUGUUUUGGUUUUGGAUGGAAGUGCUAUUCGAAUUUUUCUGGAUGACGAAGAUGAUUUUGCAAUGUUGGCGGAAAACCUCUUCACUGAACUGGAUGUUGAUGACAAAGGAAAGCUCGGUAAGAAUGAGAUACAGAAUGCUCUUGUUCACAUGGGGGUCGAAAUGGGAGUCCCUCCUUUUCCAGAAACCAACGAUCUUCUUAAGAACAUUUUAAAGAAACAUGGAGCUGAGGGCGGAGAACAAUUGGGCCAGGCUCAAUUUGCACAAUUACUUCAAGCCAUUCUACAAGAUCUUGCUGAUGCUUUGGCUAAAAAGCAUGUAACUUUUAUCCAAAAUGUUAAGGUUUUUAAUGGUUCAAAGUUAAAAAAGAUUUUGGCUGAUAAGGAGUUAUUUGACAAUGAGAUUGAGGGUUUGUUCCAGGAUUGGAUUGCUUACAGAAGUGGAGAAGGAAACAAGGAAACAUUGCAAGGUUUUUUUGUGGCAAAAGGACGUAAGUUGGGUCUGCCUCCACCUGAAUCUAAUGAAGCAGUUCUUCUUCUUUAUGAUCAAAUUUUCUCAGUGAUCAAUGACAUUACUGGAGAUUUGACAAGAGUCUCAUUCCAAGAGGUUGUGAAAAAUAUCCUUGAGAAAUUUGUGGAACAACUUGAAGCUAAUCCUAUGUUCAUUGAUAUGGGGAGUGGAGUCAACUGAUUAAGGGUGUCACGAAGCAAAUGGUUAUUUCUACAUAUAUACACACAUAUUAUAGAUUUACAUGUUUUUCUUUUGCAUCUGUCUGUUUUCUUUUAAUGCAAAUAUAAACUUUCUUCUUCAAUUUUCUGAAUGCAAUAUAGUGAUGGAGAAAAACUGAUGUUCAAUAA
This is a messenger RNA of Phoenix dactylifera (date palm), 1202 nucleotides long. RefSeq names its product calcium-binding EF hand family protein. Gene Ontology annotation, molecular function: calcium ion binding. Lineage: Eukaryota; Viridiplantae; Streptophyta; Magnoliopsida; Arecales; Arecaceae. The record is from RefSeq and is a predicted model, not a curated record.